Halteromyces radiatus is the source of this 1113-nucleotide messenger RNA. RefSeq names its product vacuolar membrane protein. Gene Ontology annotation, cellular component: membrane. The record is from RefSeq and is a predicted model, not a curated record. The coding region runs from base 1 to 1113 and encodes 370 amino acids. The transcript is spliced from 7 exons. Gene Ontology annotation, biological process: regulation of peptide transport. Lineage: Eukaryota; Fungi; Mucoromycota; Mucoromycetes; Mucorales; Cunninghamellaceae.
AUGUCAAAUCACCCUAUACAACAUUUCAAGAGACGACGUUAUUAUUUUGGAAUAUUGACUCUUUUAGUGGUUGUUUUCAUUUGGGUAGCCACAUCCUUUGUCACCAAUAGCAUCUUUGGAGAUCAAGAUUUCGAACGACCAUUUUUUAUUACGUAUUAUAGUACUUCCACCUUUUCAGUCUAUCUUAUUCCAGUUGCCAUCUCUUACUUACGACAUUCUUAUCAUACUCAAACAACGACAAUUGGUGAAAACGGUUUUGGAGAUGACUCUACUGUUUCAAUAUUGUCCAACAAGAUGACUCUUAAGGAAACGAUCCAGCUCAGUUCUUAUUUUUGUGUUCUUUGGUUCCUUGCGAAUUACUGUACCAAUGCAAGUCUGGCUUAUACGACGGUGGGUAGUUCUACUCUUUUGUCAUCCAUGUCAGGAUUAUUCACAUUGACCUUCGGAGUUCUUCUUAAGGUAGAGAAGUUCAACUGGAUCAAGAUAUUCUCGGUUGGCAUCAGUUUCAUUGGCGUUAUACUUGUAUCUUGGUCAGAUCAGUUAGCAACAACAUCAGCAACAUCAAGUCAGAAUAACGGUAUGAAUCAUCACAACAAACUUGUAGGUGAUUUCUUUGCAUUGGCAGGGGCGAUGUUCUAUGGUGGUUAUACGGUUCUAUUGAAAUUAAGGAUUGGUGACGAAUCAAGAAUCGAUAUGCCGACGUUCUUUGGAUUUGUUGGGUUGUUUAAUGUGGUGAUGCUUUGGCCUUUCUUUUUCAUUCUGCAUUGGACAGGUGUGGAAACCUUCUCUUUUCCCUACAGUUCAACUUUGUGGACCAUGAUUAGUUUGAAUGCUUUCAUUGGGACCUUUUUAUCUGAUUACCUUUGGUUACUAGCUAUGCUGAUGACUUCCCCCCUUGUGGUGACAUUGGGAAUCACUUUAACGGUCCCGUUGGCAUUAGUAGGUGAUGUUGUAUUGAAACAUAUUUUACCUGGUGUACAGUAUUCCAUCGGUGCAUGUUUGGUGGUAGCAGGCUUCUUUGCCGUGAACUUUGGUUCUUUACAAGACCAAGAAAAUAUCAAGACAGAUCAAGAACAAGAAACCCAUGAAAUGAUACCCUGUGAAGAAAUUUGA